AUGAAGCUACAACAACCUUCAAAGAGGGCAAUCGUUGCUGAGGUGCCGCGGGACAACAUCUACGACAUCUUCUCGAGACUACCGUUGAAAUCUUUGGCUCGUUUCCAGUGUGUGAGCAAGGUAUGGUUCGACUACAUGGACGAUUCUUCCCUUCAAAAGAUGCACGCCAAACGAGCAUCAAUAGAUCCAAUGCUAAUCAUGUUUCGCCAAUUUUCAUCAUCUACUACUACUAACCCGCCGUGCAAGCUAAGUUUUUUGCGUAUCGUUGAAGCUAAAGAAGCAAGUACUAAUUAUUAUGCCCUAGAGGCUAGUAAUAAGAACUUAACUAUGGAUUUUCCAUGUAAGGAAUGGUAUUCUACAUUUCCUACAGGAAUAAUUAUAGGUUCUUGCAAUGGUCUAAUCUAUUCAUCAAAAGAUCAUAGUGAUGGCACUACUUUGCUUGUGAUACAUCCAUUAAGGAAACAAUUUUACGAGCUUCCACCCAUCAAGAUUUGGGCUUUUGUGUCAAGAUUCAGCCCACUAGACUCAUGUGGGCUUGGUUUUGAUGAUUCUAACAACAUUUUUAAGAUGGUAUGCGUAGUGGCUCGAGAACAAGGCAACAGGCAACCAAACCUUAAUGUGGUGGUCAAGGAGGAUCUACGUACCAUGGUACAUGUCUUGGGUACGACUUCUUGGAGAGAAAUUUCUCGAGUCCCGGCUUAUCCCAUAACCGGUGAAGGUAUAUUUGCUAAUGGAUGUUUGCAUUGGUUAAUUAGUACUACUUUUCUUAAUAAUUUUCCAAAUGACAAAGGAAGAUUAGUAGUAUGUUUUGAUUUAAGAAAAGAAGAAUUCGGGUUAAUUAAUCCACCAAGAAAACGAUGUUUGAAUACCGAGCAAUUGGUUGAUCUAGAUGGUGAAGUUGGGUAUGUGUAUAACAUUGUCGACCGUGGCGUAGAGGUGUGGGUAUUGAUGCAAAAAGAAUGGAAAAUCUAUUGUCAGAUUUUAUCAAAAACCGCCUCUUCCUCGUGGCAUCAUAAGGGUUCUUGGUGUUUGGAACAAAGAAGGGGAUCUAUUGAUGACUGA
Molecule: messenger RNA, 1062 nt
Organism: Erigeron canadensis
Lineage: Eukaryota; Viridiplantae; Streptophyta; Magnoliopsida; Asterales; Asteraceae
Product: putative F-box protein At2g16220
Exons: 1
Coding region: 1-1062 (353 amino acids)
Molecular function (GO): protein binding
Source: RefSeq, a predicted model, not a curated record